AAGAAGUCCUGAAGAUUGAUGGAGGGCCAUGCUAUUCAAACAGCAGGUGUUGCUGAAACAGAAGCUCCUUGUGCUAGGCAGCCUUGCUAUUGGAAGUCUCCUAUAUCUAGUUGCCAGAGUUGGGAGCUUGGAUAGACUGCAGCCCCUUUGCCCCAUUGAUGGUCGAUUUGGACUCCAUGGCCAAGAUGACAUUCCUGUCCGAGCUAUCCAGUUUAAGCGUGGGCUGUUACAUGAGUUCCGAAAGGGAAAUGCCAGCAAGGAGCAAAUUCGACUUCACAGUUUGGUCCAGCAGAUCCCCAAGGCCAUAAUAAUUGGAGUGAGGAAAGGAGGAACACGGGCAUUGCUUGAAAUGCUUAAUCUCCAUCCAGCAGUGGUCAAAGCUUCUCAAGAAAUCCACUUCUUUGAUAACGAUGAGAACUAUGCCAAGGGCAUUGAGUGGUACAGGAAAAAAAUGCCAUUUUCUUAUCCUCAUCAAAUAACAAUUGAGAAAAGUCCUGCAUACUUUAUCACUGAGGAGGUACCUGAAAGGAUUUAUAAAAUGAACUCAUCCAUCAAAUUGCUGAUCAUUGUCAGGGAACCCACAACAAGAGCUAUUUCUGAUUAUACUCAGGUGCUGGAGGGAAAGGAAAGGAAGAAUAAAACCUACUACAAAUUUGAAAAGCUGGCCAUUGAUCCCAACACCUGUGAGGUGAACACUAAAUACAAGGCAGUAAGAACCAGCAUCUACACAAAACAUCUGGAAAGGUGGCUAAAGUAUUUUCCCAUAGAGCAAUUUCAUAUUGUUGAUGGUGACCGUCUCAUUACAGAACCGCUGCCAGAACUCCAGCUGGUAGAGAAGUUCUUAAAUCUUCCUCCAAGGAUAAGUCAAUAUAAUUUAUAUUUCAAUGCCACCAGAGGGUUUUACUGCUUGCGAUUUAACAUUGUCUUUAACAAGUGCCUGGCAGGAAGCAAGGGACGCAUCCAUCCAGAGGUGGACUCCUCUGUCAUUACCAAAUUGCGCAAGUUCUUUCACCCUUUUAAUCAGAAAUUUUACCAGAUCACAGGGAGGACAUUUAACUGGCCCUAAAGUGAAUUUCAUACAACACUGUGUGUUGCACCCAGAGAUAUGCAACUGUGUCUCUCUUAGAGUAAAAAUAUGCACUUUUCGUAUACACAAAGUAACCUUUUUUCAUGCAUACUUGGACAUAUGCAGUGUGUGACCAAAUAUAAGGUGGGAUCAAUUUUUCUACAGAGCAGUGAAUAACAUAAAAUUUACUCUCUGCAUAAUUGCAUCGUUUUGUGCUAUACAAUUAAAUAAGAAGACAUCAUUUAAAGAAAUUAACUCAGCUGUUCAGUUCAAGGGUCAGUACUCUAUUUGUUCCAUAAAAUUUAAUACCAAACAUAUCUGGAGAGGAGGGAGACUAUUAUUUUAAAAAAUCAUUGAAAGAGCUGUUUUAGAAAGUCUGUACUAGACUGUUGUGGAUACAUACUGCUAAAAGAAUAUUGACCCUUUAGAGGUGUAAAUCUAUGCUUCAGACUUAUAUUGGUUCCCUUUUGAGGACAAUGAAAAUUGUAUGUCUGGGAUGGAGUGGGCAGGAGGGUGGGGUGGUACAGAUCUCCAAGGGAGAAUUCUCAUCUGCUUACACUUUGCGGCAUUUUUUGAGGGAAACCAUGCCCAUUAAACUGGUUGAAACUCAAUAUAAGUUUGCAGUGUAAAUGUAUACUCUGUGUGAUGCUGAGUUUUCUUGGAAUUCUUUUCCUAUUGUUUGAAAAGAAAUUCUCUCAUGCAAUCAACAUUGUUUCAAAUUUCCUGUGGUGAGUUUGCACUAUUGUUUUAUAUCGUAUCGAUCAUCUUGGCACUUGUAGCAUGUCAAUCAUGUGUCGGAAAAGAAGUCUUUUUUCUUUCUUUCUAUGCUUGUAUGUUGACAAAGAGAAACCUGCUGUACAUAAUGUAUAUUGUUUGUAAAUACUGGUUUCACACUAAGUAAUUCUAUUUUGUAAACUGAAUAUGGCUAUUUAAUUUAUUGUGAAAAUUAAAUUUAUUGUGGUAUUUAAAAAUGGAAUGGAUUAAAAUUGCUAUAUGUGCAACUGGUUUUCUCUUUCUCUUUGACAAAUGUUUGAUGAUCUUCUAUAAUGCCUCUUUAUUUCAAACCAAUUUUGAUGAGUUAGAAGUCUGGGGGCUCCAGUAUCUACUACAGCACAGUUUCUUCAAAAAGAUGUCCCUGGAGACUGAAAAGUGUUUCUGUAAU
Messenger RNA from Pogona vitticeps (central bearded dragon), 2228 nucleotides. Lineage: Eukaryota; Metazoa; Chordata; Lepidosauria; Squamata; Agamidae. The record is from RefSeq and is a predicted model, not a curated record.